UGAACACGCGCACGGCCAAAACAGACUCUAAUGCAGUUAGCUCUUGUGUAUUCUCGAUCGUUGCCACUCCAAAGAGUGAGCGAAUUACCACAAGGAGGGCGCGUAGUAAGUACAUCGAUCGACCAUGGCCAUGGCGGCGAGUAGCACCGCGCGUACGGUAAACCUCCUCGCCUUCUCCAUCUCCGUCCUCUUCUCCGCCAACCUCCUCGUCGCCGCCACCUCCACCAGCGGCUCCGUCAAGGUGGCCUGCGCCAAGUCACCGGACCCUUCCUUCUGCGCGGCCUUCCUCGCUGGCAUCCCAGAGAGCAGCACCGCCGACGCGCGGGGCCUCGCCGAGCUCGCCAUCCGCGCGGCCGCCAAGAUCGGCGCGGAGUUGGGCACCGCGGCGCGCACCCAGCUGAACGUGGUGACCGUCAAGGGCGCGCAGUGGCAGUGCAUGGACUCGUGCGUGGCGGACGUGGAGGAGGCCGUGUCCCACCUCGACGUCGACAGGGGCAAGGCCACCACCGCAAUGGAGGACGCCAAGUUCAACGACGCGCGCGACUACAUCGAGGCCGGCGAGAAGGAUGGGCUGGCCUGGAACUGCGACCUCUGCCGCGAGGGCCUCCCCGCGCCCGUCAAGACGGGGCUGCUGCCCAAGGGCAAUGAGUUCGAGAAAGUCAUGGGGGUGACAGGGGCGCUCAUCAAACGGGCCGUGGGUAGCGCCGCGCCGGCGCCGGCGCCCGCCCCGUCCUCGACUCGGCGCCGUGAGAUAUAAUAAUAUCACCCAUGCGCACGUCUAGUUUCUGCUCGAUCUCUGAUCGACGAAUUUUCUUAGUUAGCUAUAUGUUCAUCGGUAAUGCUUCUUUUCGUUUACGUAAUUAAUAAUGGCAUCUGCUGUAU
This is a messenger RNA of Lolium perenne, 882 nucleotides long. RefSeq lists its product as uncharacterized. Gene Ontology annotation, biological process: negative regulation of catalytic activity. The record is from RefSeq and is a predicted model, not a curated record. Gene Ontology annotation, molecular function: enzyme inhibitor activity. Lineage: Eukaryota; Viridiplantae; Streptophyta; Magnoliopsida; Poales; Poaceae.